AUGAGUGACGCAUCCACGCCGCCAAAGCAUAGACUGCGAGUAUCGAGCUCAUGGGUGUUGGCCGGUCCGUCCCGAAAUCUGACCGUUGUCGCGUACCUGAAAAGAGAACAGAAGCCACAACCCAACGCUGCCAACUUGCAAUGGCCUACGUUCUUGUCGCUCGGGCAGUAUCGCCACCCACCACUGGUCGGGCUAUUCUGGUUCUCGCGGCAGCCGGUUCUACACGCGAUACUGGGACUAGACACCGACGAAUGGGAGUCUGCGAGCCGGUUGGACGAGGGCUCGACGCUAGACCCGGAGUCGGAAUUUCCUAACCCACGGUUAAAGCAAAGGCCCAGUCCCCGAGGUUGUGCCGCGGCCGGUCCCUCGCGACGAAAAUAA
Molecule: messenger RNA, 381 nt
Organism: Mycena indigotica
Lineage: Eukaryota; Fungi; Basidiomycota; Agaricomycetes; Agaricales; Mycenaceae
Exons: 1
Coding region: 1-381 (126 amino acids)
Source: RefSeq, a predicted model, not a curated record